Molecule: messenger RNA, 488 nt
Organism: Triticum aestivum (bread wheat)
Lineage: Eukaryota; Viridiplantae; Streptophyta; Magnoliopsida; Poales; Poaceae
Exons: 5
Coding region: 68-292 (74 amino acids)
Source: RefSeq, a predicted model, not a curated record
CCGAGGUUGCCGGCGGCGGCCACGGAUCCAGCUCCGCGGCGAGCCAACAUGAGUCAGUCUCGUGGGGAUGGUGAGCGGCAAGGCAGAGCUGAACACGGACGUGCCCUUCACGCUCGACGACGGCACCGGCCCCGUCAAUUUCAUCAGAUGGUGCUACAUUGUUCUUCUCUGGGGCAAUUGGUGCAAAAUCUAUACCAAAACAAUUUCAAGUCGAGGACUAGAGCCUAGUGAUACUUUAAGGAUAUCGUCAUCAUGCCGGUGCAAGGUUUGGCGGUUAGUCUGUGUUACUUGAGAUUCAAGUUUUUUAGUAGGAAUUACUUGGGCCCGUAUAGCUUCCCGGAAGGCUGCUUGUGUUGGAGAUUAAAUUCAGCUAGGACAUUUUUUCAUGGAAGUCAUGUUACUAAAAAAAUGCUCAUAGCUCUUUCGAGAUAUACUUGUGUUGAUUCGAUAUUAAGCUUUAUUUUUUGAAAUCAGACUAGAUUGUUGGU